AUGAGUAACGCUCCUGAAAAAGAUCUGGCUGGUCUGGAGCAGCAGUUGGCUGCUCCAGACUUGCAAAAUACAAAUGCAAAAAAAACAAGAAAGCUCGUUUCAGUAAAUAGCUUAGAAUGUUGUUAUAGUUCUACUUCUGUCCUCAAAAGUAAGAAAACGGAAACUAAAAAAAAUGAAAAAGCUCCAAAACAGCAAAAGUCUGUUGAAGACAAUAGUAAACAACAAGGAAAGUUUGUGGAAUUACCGGGAGCUGAAAUGGGAAAGGUUGUUGUUAGAUUUCCUCCAGAAGCAAGCGGAUAUUUGCAUAUUGGGCAUGCAAAAGCUGCUCUAUUAAAUCAACACUAUCAAUUGGCUUUUAAUGGCCGUCUUAUAAUGCGUUUUGAUGAUACAAAUCCAGCAAAGGAGAAGGAAGAUUUUGAGAAGGUUAUAUUAGAAGACGUUGAUAUGUUAAAAAUUAAACCCGAUAUUUUUACAUAUACUUCUGAUCAUUUUGAUAAAAUGUUAGAUAUAUGUGAGAAUGGAAUGUUGAAAGAAGGCUUAGCUUACGUGGAUGACACGGAUGGAGAUAAAAUACGUUUGGAACGCGAGCAAAGAAUAGAUUCAAUAAAUCGAAACAACUCAAUUGAGAAGAACCUAGAAUUGUGGAAACAAAUGGUUUUAGGUACAGAAAUUGGUCUUAAGUGUUGUGUUCGGGCUAAAAUUGAUAUGCAAUCUGCAAUGAUAACUGGUGAUAAGUAUAAGGUAUAUCCAACUUAUGACUUUGCUUGUCCUAUUGUGGAUAGUUUUGAAGGUGUUACUCAUUGUUUACGCACCACAGAGUAUACUGAUCGUGAUGCUCAAUAUUAUUGGUUUUGUGAUGCAUUAAAGCUUGGUACUCGCAGCAAUGAAACCAGACCUUAUGUGUGGUCAUAUUCAAGAUUAAAUAUGACUAAUACUGUUCUGUCGAAAAGAAAGUUAACUUGGUUUGUGGAACAAGGCCACGUAGAUGGAUGGGAUGAUCCACGAAUGCCGACUGUCCGUGGUGUCUUCAGGAGAGGAAUGCAGGUGGAAGCAUUGAAACAAUUCAUAGUGGCCCAAGGAUCUUCCAGAACUGUUACAGCUAUGCAAUGGGAUAAAAUUUGGUCAUUGAAUCGUAGUAUCGUUGAUUCAAUAGCACCAAGGCAUACUGCUUUGUUAUUAUCCAAUUCAAAUAAAGAAAAUGUAGUAUUAUCUUAUCCACCAGUUGAAGUUGUUGUAGAGAAUGUUGAAAAACCAUAUAAAAUUGACAAUGUCCCUAAACAUCCUAAAAAUUCCCAAUUAGGACUAAAGAAUUGUGUCUGGGCCGCACCUACAAUUCUUAUAGAUUAUAGUGAUGCAGAAUUAUUAGAAGUUGGACGACGAGCAACAUUUAUUAACUGGGGAAAUCUCCUGAUAAACCGUAUAGAAAGGAACCAAAAUAAUAAUAAAAUAGAGAGAAUUCAUGCAGUGUCUGAUCUUGAAAACACAGAUUUUAAAUCUACAGUCAAAGUUACGUGGUUACCAAAAACCGAUUAUUCAGAAUCUGAAGAAGUCUUACCUAUUCUGGUACCAGUUGUUUGUGUUUAUUUUGAUCACUUAAUUAGUAAAGCAGUAUUAGCCAAAGAUGAUGAUUUCAAGCAAUACUUAAAUACAGAAAAUAGUCGUUGGGAAUUGCAAAUGAUAGGUGAUUCAGAGUUGAAAGAUUUAAAGAAGGGAGAUGUGAUUCAGUUACAACGUAGAGGUUAUUUUAUAUGCGAUUCAACUUAUCAGCCAUACAGCAUUCACACUGGAAAAGAAACGCCAAUAGUGUUGUUUAACAUACCUGAUGGUCACACAAAAUCAGCAACACCAAUAACUACCGUUCCUUUACCAAUCACCACAAGUAAUAUUAAGAAAAAUACAAACAAGAACAUUGACUCUGUAAUCAGCCAGAUAAAUGAUCAAGCUAAUAAAAUACACGUUAUGACGGCUGACUUAGAAGAAGCUGGAAAAGUCUUACAUGCAUUAAAAGCAGAAUAUAAGAUUUGCACAGGGGUUGACUUUCCUGCUACAGGAAUUUCCACACCACAGACAGUUAGUAACUCUAUUUCUGGACAAAGUAAUCAAUCUGCAGAUGCAAUAGUCUUAAAAAUUAAUGAACAAGGAGACAUAGUGCGAUCAUUGAAAAAUAGUAAAGCUUCUAAGGCAGACAUUGGGGAAGCUGUCAAAGUCUUACUUGCUUUGAAAGCAGAGUAUAAAAGUAUUGCUGGGGUUGAUUUUCCUGUAGGUGGUAUUCCCACACCAAAGCUAGUCAGUAACACUAAUUCUGAUCAAAGUAAACCUUCUGUUGAUUCAAUAGUUGUGAAAAUUAACGAACAAGGAGAUAAAGUGCGAUCAAUGAAAAACAAUAAAGCUUCUAAAGCAGACAUUGGAGAAGCAGUCAAAGUCUUACUCGCUUUGAAAGCAGAGUAUAAAAGUAUUGCUGGGGUUGAUUUUCCUACAGGUGGUAUUCCCACACCACAGCUAGUCAGUAACACUAAUUCUGAUCAAAGUAAACCUUCUGUUGAUUCAAUAGUUGUGAAAAUUAACGAACAAGGAGAUAAAGUGCGAUCAAUGAAAAACAAUAAAGCUUCUAAAGCAGACAUUGGAGAAGCAGUCAAAGUCUUACUCGCUUUGAAAGCAGAGUAUAAAAGUAUUGCUGGGGUUGAUUUUCCUACAGGUGGUAUUCCCACACCACAGCUAGUCAGUAACACUAAUUCUGAUCAAAGUAAACCUUCUGUUGAUUCAAUAGUUGUGAAAAUUAACGAACAAGGAGAUAAAGUGCGAUCAAUGAAAAACAAUAAAGCUUCUAAAGCAGACAUUGGAGAAGCAGUCAAAGUCUUACUCGCUUUGAAAGCAGAGUAUAAAAGUAUUGCUGGGGUUGAUUUUCCUACAGGUGGUAUUCCCACACCACAGCUAGUCAGUAACACUAAUUCUGAUCAAAGUAAACCUUCUGUUGAUUCAAUAGUUGUGAAAAUUAACGAACAAGGAGAUAAAGUGCGAUCAAUGAAAAACAGUAAAGCUUCUAAAGCAGACAUCGGGGAAGCUGUCAAAGGCCUACUUGCUUUGAAAGCAGAGUAUAAAAGUAUUGCUGGGGUUGAUUUCCCUGCAGGUGGUAUUCCCACACCACAACAAGCUGAUAAAUCUAACUCUGAGUUAAGUAAACCUUCUUCUGCUGAUGCAGUAGUACGGCAUAUAAAUGAACAAGGUGAAAAAACAAUGUUGACGAAAAACAAUAACACUUCAAAAGAUAAAAAAUCAAAGAAAAAAGAGAGUAUUGCUGUGGCCACUACUAAAACGUCCGAUAGUACAAACACUAAAAAAGUAACAAAAUUAGGGUUGGAAGUACUAAAGGUAUCCGAAAAUCUUGGAGAAUGGUAUUCUCAAGUGUUGGUUAAAGGCGAAAUGAUUGAAUAUUAUGAUGUAAGUGGAUGUUACGUACUCAGGCCUUGGGCUUACAGAAUAUGGGAAUUAAUACAAGAAUGGUUCGAUGCACGGAUUAAGAGAAAGCCUCUUAAUAUACGGAAUUGUUAUUUCCCAAUGUUUGUAUCACAAGGAGCAUUAGAAAGAGAAAAAGAACAUAUUGCAGAUUUUGCACCAGAGGUAGCUUGGGUUACCAAAUCUGGUGAAACAGAUUUAGCUGAACCUAUUGCUAUUAGACCAACCAGUGAGACUGGGAUGUAUCCAGCUUUUGCGAAAUGGAUUCAGUCGUACAGAGACUUGCCAUUGAAACUCAAUCAAUGGAACAGCGUUGUGAGGUGGGAAUUCAAACACCCUCAACCCUUCUUGAGAACAAGAGAGUUUUUGUGGCAAGAGGGUCAUAAUGCGUAUGCAACUAGAGAAGAAGCAGAACGUGAUGUAUUAAUAACAUUAGGUUAUUAUGAGUAUGUGUACAAGAAUAUGCUGGCAGUACCAGUGAUAAAAGGUAAAAAAACUGAAAAAGAAAAGUUUGCUGGAGGAAUAUUUACUACUACUUGUGAAGCAUAUGUAGCAUCUAGCGGUCGUGCAAUUCAAGGUGCCACCUCACAUUAUCUGGGUACCAAUUUUGCUAAAAUGUUUGAUGUUCAUUUUGAACAUCCAGACACACACGAGAAAUCAUUUGUUCAUCAGAUUUCAUUUGGAAUGACAACUAGAACUAUUGGUGUUAUGGUAAUGGUUCAUGGUGAUGACCGUGGGCUGGUUUUACCUCCACGCGUAGCAUCUAUUCAAGUAAUUAUUGUACCAUGUGGUGUAGGAGUUAGCACAGCAAACGAAGUCAAAGAUAAUUUGACUAGAACUUGUUUAGAUGUAUGCAACAGAUUAAAAGGAGAUAGUCUAAUUGAAACUGAUGAUGAAAAUGACAAUAGUGUUAUCCAACAUCGUAAUUCUUCCUUAGUGAUAAGAGCGGAUACCGACUUGCGAGAUAAUUAUUCACCUGGAUGGAAGUUCAACCACUGGGAGUUGAAGGGGGUUCCACUGAGGUUAGAAAUUGGACCAAAAGAUUUGGAUCGUAACCAAAUGGUAGCUGUGCGGCGAGAUAAUGGAGAUAAACUAACUAUUCCCUUAGAGGGACGUCCAAAUGAUGGUGAAAACGAUAAGAUGGUCAUAAGAAUAACCGAGUUAUUGAAUCAAAUACAACAAGAUAUGUAUAAUAAAGCAGAGCAGGAAAUGAAAGAAAAUGUUGUGAUAUGUCGUAAAUGGUCAGAGUGUGCUGCGCAGUUAGCAGCAAAACAUUUAUUAUUGAUACCGUUUUGUGGACGUCCUAUUUGCGAGGAUAACAUCAAACGGGAUACCACAUUGGAUGAUGGUACUGCGGAUGUUGGAGCUUCGACAAUGGGAGCAAAGUCGUUAUGUGUGCCAUUUGAACAGCCCAAGGGGGCAGAUAUAUUGAAAUCCAAUGACCAGUGUAUACAUCCAGAAUGUGGGCAGCCAGCUGGAUCUUUCACCCUAUUUGGCCGCAGUUAUUAA
Macrosiphum euphorbiae (potato aphid) is the source of this 4962-nucleotide messenger RNA. Lineage: Eukaryota; Metazoa; Arthropoda; Insecta; Hemiptera; Aphididae. The record is from the annotation of a GenBank genome assembly.